This is a messenger RNA of Penicillium cataractarum, 1227 nucleotides long. Its product is annotated as ankyrin repeat domain-containing protein. Gene Ontology annotation, molecular function: protein binding. Gene Ontology annotation, cellular component: nucleus; cytoplasm. The record is from RefSeq and is a predicted model, not a curated record. The coding region runs from base 1 to 1227 and encodes 408 amino acids. The transcript has 2 exons. NCBI's taxonomy places the organism in Eukaryota, Fungi, Ascomycota, Eurotiomycetes, Eurotiales, Aspergillaceae.
AUGCCCUUUUUGGCCGUUCCGAACGAGAUUGUCCUCCUGAUUGCCGAGGAACUCCAGUCACAGGCGGACCUCAGUGCGUUGGCGCAAGUUGAUCGCCGAUCAUAUCGCCUGCUCAGGGACGUCCUGUAUCAAUACAAUCUCCACCAUCACAACGGCGAUGGCAUUUUUCAGGCAGCCAAAAAGGGGUCAGCCUCUGCGGUAGCUCAGUUCGUUGAACUGGGUUACCCGGAAUGGUCAUCUGCCAGCCGUGGAGGUCCUGAUGAAAAAAAAAAUGGCCCAAAGAUCCCCGUGGAAGAAGGCACCAGGUUCCUUCCUGCUCCUAUUCAACUGGCUGCUCUUCAAGGACAUAAUCAUGUGGUUGAAUACCUUUUGUCCUGCUCUCAAAGUCCACCCGGCGAUGCUUCCAUGUCUCUUCCACCUGCAGCUGAAUCGGGUGAUAUGGCACUAGUAUCGAUGCUUGUGGAAUAUGGUGCAGAUAUCGAUUACCAGCAUAGGGAUACCAGUACUUGGGACCUAUGGCGUGCGCCAACGGCAUUGUCAACGGCAGCUCGUCGUGGCCAUCUAGCACUAGUCGAAUUCUUGCUCGACAAUGGCGCUAAUAUCAACUGCAGAACGGGGUUAUCUCACUUGGUGUCUUCGCACCUUGGCAAGACUCCCCUAGACUUGGCAGUUGAAAACGGCCACGAAGAUGUUGUCAGGGAGCUUGUAGCUCGUGGGGCUAUAAUUGACCCUGAGUGCCUACAUAUGGCCAUUACACGGUCCUCCAAGAGCAUCCUCGAACAUCUCCUCACCAAAGUUGAGUUCGGCGACAUUCAAAGCCAAAUCGACUUCCUGGAGACCGCAAUAGGCAAUGAUGAUAUGGAGGUCAUUAAGAUGCUAUUGGAUAAAGGGCUCGACCAAGAGCAUGCUUUGGUGACCGCAAUCACCCACGACAAAGAAGCCAUUGUGACUCUUCUGCUGGAGCAAGGGACCAACCCGGAUACACCCAGUGUAUCAUGGCCCCGCAAGCCUGCGAUCAAAGCUGCAAUUGGUCGUCGCCAUAUCGGCAUCAUUAAAGCCUUACUAUGUCACAGAGCUCACGUCGAUACUGAAGACCUCAGGUUUGUCAGGGACUCUGCCAAUCAUGUUCCCCAACAAAUUGCAGAGUUGGUAGAACGGUUUCCUGUUUUCCGUUUCAGUCGAAAUCUCGGAUUAUCCAUCGGUCCACGUGGUUAUCCUUUUUAUUAA